Messenger RNA from Dendrobium catenatum, 1147 nucleotides. Its product is annotated as CRIB domain-containing protein RIC10. The transcript is spliced from 5 exons. NCBI's taxonomy places the organism in Eukaryota, Viridiplantae, Streptophyta, Magnoliopsida, Asparagales, Orchidaceae. The record is from RefSeq and is a predicted model, not a curated record. The coding region runs from base 408 to 815 and encodes 135 amino acids.
GAUGGCUUCUUCUAAAAGAUUCAGAGCCUCAUUUUAUCCGAGAGAGAGAGAGGGCACGUAGACAUUGAAAUCUUCUGUGUUUGUCCUGGCAAGGCCUUCAAAUGCGGAGGUUUUAUGGUUGCUGGCCUCCUCUCUGUUCUCUGCUUCUCUCUCUCUCUCUCUUUCUUCUUUCUCCAAGCAAAACCUGAAAAGUUCUCUUUUUUUUUCUUCCUUUCCUUUGAAGCUUGAAUCUAAGCUGUGACGCCAAUGACUUGAAACAUUUGUGAAACUGGGAAUGGGAAGGAAUGGAGUUGCUUGAGGGAAAGGUUUACGGUGAAUCUCUCCCUAAAGCUCCUAAUCUUCCAGUUUUCAUCCUUUGAGGAUUUGGUGUGAGGUGAGGAGGAUCUUCAUCAUUUUUGACAACCAAAAUGAAGGGGAUUUUCAAGGGUUUCAAGUUCAUUUCUCAGAUCUUUGUUUUCAAAGAGCCUGAGAUGGUAAUUGGAUACCCAACAGAUGUGAAACAUGUAGCGCACAUUGGAUAUAGCAGCUCAUCAAAUAUUCCAAGUUGGAUGGCUGAAUUUAAUACAGCAUCAGAUUUUUCCUCUGGAGUUUUUGGGGAAUCAAGGGGCCUUUCUUGGGCUUCUCAUGAGUUUGAUCAACCUAAUGGAUUUCAAUUAUCCCCUGGGAAGUUUUCAGACCAAUCAUGCCCAGAUGCAGGAGCACCAAAGAAGAAGAGAAAAAAGUUUAAAUUUCCAUCAUCUUCAUCAAUCAGAUCCAUUGGUUCACAUGCCUCCCCAAUUGAUCGCACCGAGCAAGCUCAGAGUGUAAUGGCGUGAGAACCACACAGACUGAGUUCUGAAGCUCAGAUCUUCAGUAAGGUUUGCAGGUCAUUUGAAGUCAUUGCAGAUUCUGCUUGAAGGAAAUGGAGAAGAAGAAAGAGAGAGUUACACUAAUACUUGAUUUGUUUUCUUCCAUUAAUCAAGCAAGCUAUACUGGUUAUUGUUUUAAGUAUUUUUAUUCUGGUUUUUCUUCUUUGUUUAGUGCUGUGUUCAUCUGGAAUCUGUUUACUGUAAAAUGUAUUUAAAUGCCAUUAUUCUUGUUUCAUGUAGAAGUUUAUAUGUUCUGGGAUGGAAAAAUCCAUAAUUCGUCAUUGAAUUUUUUGCUUUUA